Elephantulus edwardii (Cape elephant shrew) is the source of this 747-nucleotide messenger RNA. It is a transcript of the gene PACRGL, whose product is annotated as PARK2 co-regulated-like. NCBI's taxonomy places the organism in Eukaryota, Metazoa, Chordata, Mammalia, Macroscelidea, Macroscelididae. The record is from RefSeq and is a predicted model, not a curated record. The transcript has 8 exons. Bases 1 to 747 code for a protein of 248 amino acids.
AUGCAGAAAUCCGAAUGCCAUGGCAGUGUCCAGAUGAGACCCAGAGUACCAGGUAACUGUGACCAGAGGGCACCAUCAAGUGUCCAAGUAAAACACAGGACUGCAGACCCGCGAAGCAGAUCCUCACUCUCAGCCAGUUCCCCGGACUCUGCGAGAAAGCCUCGUCCUCGACCAAGUGAUAAACUGAACCCUAAAACUAUUAACCCGUUUGAGGAUCAGCCACGAGCCCCAUCUGCAUUUGCCGCUAUUUACUCUAAGGGAGGUAUUCCUUGCAGGUUGGUGCAUGGUUCUGUAAGACACAGGUUACAAUGGGAAUGUCCUCCUGAAAAUCUCCCAUUCGAUCCUCUGCUUAUUACUUUAGCUGAGGGUCUGAGGGAGACCAAGCACCCCUACACCUUUGUGUCGAAGGAGGGUUUUCGAGAGUUGCUUUUGGUCCACGAUGCUCCUGAGAAAGCCGUGCCGCUGCUCCCGAGACUGAUCCCUGUGCUCAAGGCGGCCCUGGUCCAUGCGGAUGAUGGAGUGUUUGGGAGGGGACUUGACGCUUUGAUGCAGUUAAGUGGUGUUGUCGGUCCUUCUCUAAAUGACCAUCUGAAACAUCUGCUUACAAGUCUCUCCAAAAGACUAAUGAACAAGAAAUUCAAAGAGCCGGUCACCAGUGCCCUGCAGAAGCUGGAGCAGCAUGGCGGCAGCGGCAGCCUUGUUGUCAUCAAAUCUAAGAUCCCAACAUACUGCUCUAUCUGCUGCUAA